This is a messenger RNA of Metarhizium acridum CQMa 102, 2172 nucleotides long. The record is from RefSeq and is a predicted model, not a curated record. Lineage: Eukaryota; Fungi; Ascomycota; Sordariomycetes; Hypocreales; Clavicipitaceae.
AUGUCAUGCCAAUACAUACCGUGUGGGUGUGUCGUCAUUGUCGACAAGACGCAGCGCUACCUCGCUCUCUCGGCUACAUCUGCCCACACAACCAUUCUCUCCACCACGUCUCGCACACGUCUCACCCAGACAUAUGUCAACAACACAGGCUGUCCAGUCAAAGAAGCACGGUACGUGUUUCCAAUGUACGAUGUCGUGCCCGUCGUCGAGUUCACAUGCACAAUCGGGUCAAGAAUCAUCAGGGGCGUCGUCCGUGAACGCAAAGAAGCAAAACGUAUCUUUGACAAGGCCACGGCACGGGGUGAAGCCGCAGGCUUGCUGGGACAGAGUCUCUCGGCGACGGAUGUGUUCAUCGCAAAGUUGGGCAACGUGUCUGCCGGUGAGGGUGUCAAGGUGGAGGUGACGUAUCUUGGGGAACUGGAGCACGACGCUGAGAUGGACGGGCUGAGGUUUACCAUCCCGACGGCUAUUGCACCGCGGUAUGGGCAUCAUGCAUAUCGAGAUGUUUCGCCGCCCGAGGUCAGAGUCCAGGGGAAGAUCGUCAUCACGGUCGACGUUGAUAUGGGACCGGGGUGUAUUGUCAAGUCGGUUCAGUCGCCUUCGCAUCCUAUUUCUGUCGUUGCGACUGGACUCGGCGCGCCGGCCGCCCUCCUCGAAGUCCAUCCUACCAAAGCUCACCACCGUACCGUCAUGGCAUAUCUCGUCCCCAGAUUCAACCUGCCUGUGGAAAAGCCAGAAAUAGUGUUCAUCUGUGACCGCAGUGCCAGCAUGGGAGGAGGUAAAAUGCUCAAUCUCCUCUCGACACUCAACAUCUUUCUCAAGUCCCUGCCAGUCGGGGUUCGGUUCAAUAUUUGUAGCUUCGGGUCACGGUUACAUUUUCUCUGGCCAAAAUCUGUCGACUACACUCAGGAAACUCUGGACGAGGCUGUUCGCCAUGCUGAGACCUUCUCAGCCAAUCACGGCGGUACGGAGAUGUUUACACCUGCUCGGAAAACAUUCAAGAGGAGAAUUCAAGAGUCUAAUCUUGAGGUAUUCCUCUUGACGGACGGAGACAUCUGGGACCCGGGCGAACUGUCUGACCUCAUCAACCGUGAACACGUGAGCCAUUCGCUGAUAAAGGGCGCUGCGAGGGCUGGCAAUGGCUUCGCCCAAGUUGCCGGAGAAGAUGAGAAGAUUGACAAGAAGGUUGUGCGAAUGCUCAAGGGAGCACUUACACUGCAUGUCUCGGACUACACUCUGGAAAUCAAGUACGAUAAAUCUGAGGAAGAAACUGCCCCCAACACUGAGGAAGAUGAGUUUGAAUUCGUUGAAAGAAUUAUGGUCAGCGCUCCAACAUACCUGCAGACGCCAUUGCCCAUACCGGCCCUCUUUCCAUUCAACCGCACGACAGCGUAUAUCAUGCUUUCUGAUGAAACGCCUGCCCGAGAGCCCAAAUCCGUCGUGUUAAGGGGUAAUUCUCACCGCGGGCCGCUCGAACUCGAAAUUCCAAUCACAAAACUCGGCCGAAAGGCCACGACGCUGCACCAGUUGGCGGCCAGAAAGGCAGUUCAAGAGCUUGAAGAUGGCAAAGGUUGGCUCUGGCACGCCAAGGAUGCCAAUGGCGAGCCACUCCGGAAGAAAUGGCCCGGCAAGUUCCCCCAUGUCUGGUGCUCAUUCGUUGCCACAUGGUCGGAUGCCGACGAGGCGGAGGGGACUGGUGAUGAUUCUGCCGCGGCACUCGACGACACGGAUGAGCUCAGCGAUGAUAGUGACAUUUCAUCUAAGCGCCAGGUUGGGCGCGCAUUUGUGGCAAGGAAGGCACCCAGAAAAGCGGUAGUGCCUGUAGAGGAUGAUGAUGACGAAGAAGAAGAAGAAGAGGGCGAGGACGAGGAGGACGAUAGUUUUGGAGUUGCAAAGGCUGAACCUGACGCAUUGUCCAUCUUUGCGCUCGAGAAUAUACUUGGCAUCACCAAGGCUCAGGCUAUAAGCGCCGUCAAACUCCCCAUGCGGGGAGAUGUGGAAGAUGUUGUAUCCACGCUAUGCGCAAUCGCCCACCUCACGAAGAAGAUGGCUGCUGACAAGGACUCGUGGGAAUUGAUGGUGGAAAAGGCACAUGAUUGGCUGCAGGAACAAACUGGUUGGGCCGUCGAAGAGCUAGAGCUGCUGGUCGAGGAUGCGAAACUGCUUGGAUGA